Messenger RNA from Rhinocladiella mackenziei CBS 650.93, 1605 nucleotides. RefSeq lists its product as uncharacterized. Gene Ontology annotation, cellular component: membrane. The record is from RefSeq and is a predicted model, not a curated record. Gene Ontology annotation, biological process: transmembrane transport. Gene Ontology annotation, molecular function: myo-inositol:proton symporter activity. Bases 1 to 1605 code for a protein of 534 amino acids. The transcript has 4 exons. NCBI's taxonomy places the organism in Eukaryota, Fungi, Ascomycota, Eurotiomycetes, Chaetothyriales, Herpotrichiellaceae.
AUGUCUUUCGAAAAGACGUCCAAGGCUCUCGACUCCUACAACGAGGAGCAGGUCGAGACCAUUGUGGAGAGCAGAAAGAGCACAUCAGAAAAGGUCACCGAACUCAGCGGCAUCGAGGCCACGGCGGCAUCCAAGGCGGCCUGGUUGAUCUCCAUUACUGUUUCCAUUGGUGGUUUCCUUUUCGGAUACGACACUGGAUAUAUCUCUUCGGUGCUCGUUACAAUUGGAACAUCCCUCGGCCACAAAUUGAGCUCAAGCGAACAAGAACUUGUCACCUCGUUGACAAGCGGAGGAGCUCUGGUCGGCGCUGUGUUUGCCGGUCUCUCUGCCGAUCGCUAUGGUCGCCGCUGGCCCAUCUGGGGAGCUUGUCUCCUUUUCGUGACCGGCACCGUCCUCCAAACAUGCGCGUAUCACGUGGGGCAAUUUGCCGUUGGCCGGUUCGUGGUCGGUCUGGGUGUCGGUUCAGCGGCCAUGAUUGUCCCUUUGUACAUCGGUGAACUGGCACCGGCCAAAUAUCGUGGACGAAUGAUUGCCUUCAACAAUAUGAGCGUCACCUUUGGGCAAUUUGUCGCCAGCGCGCUUGGUGCCGCCUUCGAGCACGUACCCGGAGAAGGGUGGCGAGCAACCGUCGGUAUCGGAGCUGCUCCACCCAUCCUUCUGGCGGGCCUCCUGUUGCUCUGCCCUGAAUCUCCAAGACAGCUGGUCGCUCACGGAAAGCAUGAUGCCGCAGGAGCCGUGUUGUGCCGUAUCUAUCCUACGUCCACGAGUGAGCAGCGUCAAGCCAAGAUCGAAUCGAUCGAAAUGUCCAUCCACGUGGCCACUGAAGCCAUGUCCGACGAUUCCCUCUGGAUCACUUUCAGCCGAAUUUUCACCACGCCCUCGACCGGACGGGCAGUGUUGACAGCAUGCGUGAUCAUGGCCAUAUCUCAACUGGGGGGGUUCAACACUUUGAUGUAUUACGCGGCUACUUUAUUCUCGAUUGUCGGCUUUACCAAUGCCACCGCCGUGGCGAUUACCGUCUCCGGAACGAACUUUGUCUUUUCGAUUGUGAAUCUGGUCCUCGUGGACAAAUUUGGCCGUCGAAUCAUCCUCGCCGUUACAGUCUUCGGGAUGUUCACCUGCAUGCUAGUCGCUGCUAUUGUAUUCCAUUGGAUCCCCAUCAACAAGGACUUGGUUUUGGAGUCGAACAACGUGGGCUGGCCGGGUAUUGUGGUUUUGGUUACCAUCAUCUGCUAUGUCGCAUGCUUUUCCUCCGGUGUGGCCACUAUUGCUUGGAUCGGCACCGAGCUCAUUCCUCUCGAAGUUCGAGCUGUCGGAACUAUGCUGAACACCGUCACCUGCUGGUCCACCAACAUCAUCAUCGCCUCUACCUUCCUUUCCAUGAUGAAGGGCAUGACGCCUAGCGGCGCCUUCGGAUUCUAUUGCGGUAUCUGCUUCUUCGGUUGGGUCUUUAUUGUCUUCUGCUACCCCGAAUGCAAAGGCAUGCCCCUCGAAGCCGUUCGAGAAGUCUUCAGGAAAGGAUUCGGAGUCAGGUACUCCAAGCAGUGGCAGCGAGAGAAUAAGCAUAUGGCAAAGGUGACGGUCAAUACUUCCUUUGGACACUGA